AUGACUGCCGAGACGACCGUCUUACACGACGCUCUGCCGUCGGCACACGGAAACACAGCCUCGCCAACGCCGCACGGCGGUGACGAGAAGCUCGACAGUGCAUCCUUGGCAUCAAGCUCAAGGCAUCGACGAGACAGUCGUCGAGAGCAUGAUAAAGACGAUGCCUCCCGGAGAGGACACUCGUCAAGGUCGUCGUCGUCGUUUCCAUACAGGGACGUUAUCAAGUCUGUGCUCUCACACGUCAUGACUAAGACCGAGGCGCCGUCUUCACAGAGCGACAUGAAGGACAAGCAGGUCGAGGAUGUCGUUAGGGGACUUGCUAUGGAGGAGUGGAAUUCGCGGUGGCUGGAUGAGUUGGUGGCCAAGGUCAAGGGCGAGCUCAACGAUGGAGCAGACCACGGCGACGAUGGUUCAGUCUCUGAUGACGGUUCCGCUACUCAAUCAAGCACAGCUUCAUCAAAAGACACCAUGAAGCGAUAUCAGCCUACAGUGGAAGAUUACAACGAAGAUGAAGACGAACCAUCAGAUUUUGAGUACGGCUUCACACCAACAAUAUCUCUAGAUGACACCCAACCCCUCACCCGCACCUCCUCCCAACUCUCCAAUUCCUCCGCAGACUCCUCCUGCAGCACCCCAAGCAACUCAUCCGCAGACUCCUCCACAUCCAAAGACUCCCUCCCCACCCCUCCAAGCUCCGUCUCAUCGGAAUCCCCUACCCCACGACCAACGGUUCGCUUCGCGGAGAAGCAGCCUCCAGUCAUCCACUACACCCCGGAGCCUCCUGAACCCGAACCUGAGCUUGAACCAGAGCCCGAACCAUAUCAUUCUCACUCCUCGGCUUCGCAUCUGAGACCUCCUGCGGCUGAGAGACAGGGGCCGUCAUGGACGUUGCUGUUCAAUGAGAGAGAUGAGCCGACGCCUGCUUUGGGCCGGUUCCUCCGCGGCCUGGCAAACCAUAUUAUUGCCGAGUACUCUCCAACAGACUCUCUCGUCAUCACCCCUGAUAAGCUGUUGAAGUUUUACUCCCGGUACAAGCUCGACAACGAAUUCUUUCCCUUCCAACGCGUCUUCGACACCCGCUACCACAAAUCCCUCCGAGGCCUCUCCUUCCUCUUCUCCGACCUCCGCUGCGAGCACCACUUCGUCCAGUCCUCCAUCGACUCCAAGCCCUCCAUUCCCGCCCUCACCCCGGCCGGCUUCGAGGACUGGAUGACCCUCAUGGUCCGCGCCUUUCCCGACCGCGAGGCGAAGCGCCUCGACCUCGUCCUCGCAGACAUCCCGCUCCUCGCGGACGACAGGCACGCCCGCCUGCCAGCCGCACAGAGACUCUUGCCGAGAGAACUUCCCCGCGAGUUGUUCCCUGAAAGGGGUCAUGUGAGGGUGUUUGAUCUCCUGGCUUCGUCGUUUGCAGAGUGGAACACCAUCACUGCCGUCGUCGUGCCCCCUGAGGCCGUAGCGUCCUCUCAUCCUCAGCUGCACUCCCAACUUCACGCAUACUCCCUCUCCCCAAGCCUCCCCUCCUCCCUGCAAAAGCUCCCCCCCGCAGCAAGCAAGGCCCUCAAAGAAGACACCCGCCGCCACAAAGACGCCUGCUACAUCGACCAGACCCGCCUCCGCCCAUCCUCCCUGAUAUACCCAUCCUCCCCCGCAUCCCCCACCUCCUCCUUCUCAACCACCUCAUCCGUACCGCUCGACGCAAAGCCCCAGCCCGACCAGCAAUCUUCCGCUUCCUCCUCAUCAUCAUCCUCAUCCUCCUCCAAGCACCGCGCGUCUCGGUCCCGCGAGCGGGAUUCCCGCCAUCGCACCUCGGACAGAUCUUCUCGCCGGUCGCGCGAGAGGUCACCUCCUGGUGGACGACGCCAUCACAAGAGUCGGCGGCACAGGGCUUCGAGCCCAGACUCGACGGAGCAGAGAUAUAGUUCUGGAAGGGGUGAUGAGAGACGAAGGGAGAGGGAGAGAAGGGGAAGCGGCUGA
Molecule: messenger RNA, 1974 nt
Organism: Trichoderma virens Gv29-8
Lineage: Eukaryota; Fungi; Ascomycota; Sordariomycetes; Hypocreales; Hypocreaceae
Exons: 4
Coding region: 1-1974 (657 amino acids)
Source: RefSeq, a predicted model, not a curated record